AUGAUAUCACGUAACAAUACAACCUCAAUAAAAUAAUCGUCACAAACACAAGGCCAUAUCUAUUAUUAUAUCAUCAACUAAAUAAUUACAUACCAAUUACCAGUCGACCGAACAAUUUGUUCAAUAGUAAUAAAAUGACUCUCGUGGAGUUAACACCAGGACAGCGACAGCUCAUAGACAAGAUAGCUAAGGAAAAUGGUUUCAAGGACCAUCAAGUCAAAGCCAUAACAGGCAGUGCGAAAGGCGACAACUACCUGGGAGUGAUCACUUCAGUUACCAUCGAAGAUGGCCACAACAAGCUAGAGCUCGUACUGAAAUCAUCACAUGUGGGGGAGAUCAGGAACCAAGUGCCCAUUCGCAAAGCAUACCAGCGCGAGAUAUUCGUUUACGAGCAAGUGUUCACGAAGUUCAAGGAGAUCCAGGAGGAGUACCACAUAUCAGAACCUUUCGAGAGUUUCGCUAAGCUCUAUGGCACCUGUGAUACUGAGAGUAGCGAGUGCUUGGUCAUGGAGGACCUGCGAGAAAGCGGCUACAAAAUGUGGAACAGGAAGGUCCCCAUGAAUCCAGAACACAUAUCUGCAGUGCUGAAAGAGUACGCUAAACUACACGCAGUCUCCUUCGCUAUGAAAGAGAAGCAACCUGAAGCAUUCGAAGACCUGACCCAAAGCAUGAAGAAGCAUAUUUUCGAUGAAUAUUUCCAUGAUGCAGAGAAGACCACUCAGUUCACCGAUACUGUGAUGGGAAGCAUUUUUAGAACUUUUCUUGACGAUCCAGUCACUACGGAGGCUCUGAAGGGUUUCAAGGAACGUUUGCCUGAUGUUUUCGAUGAGGUGUUCAAGCAGCCUGCUAAGGAAGUGGUUAUCGACCAUGGGGAUGGUUGGUGCAAUAACUUGAUGUUUCAAUAUGAGAAUCAACUUGACACUACAUCACCAUCCACUGUUCGUAUAAUUGAUUGGCAAUUAUCCAAAAUCAGCUCUCCAGCCAUGGACUUGGUACACUUCUUCCUGGUCCACAGUUCCAAAGAAGUCCUCCACGACUACGAGAAUUAUCUGAAACUCUAUCAUGAAACCCUCAGCAAAAACCUGAAAGAGUUUUCCUGCGAUCCUGAAACUGUGUUUCCCUACAGCACUUUAUUAGAGCACUGGAACAAGGUGGUCAAAAUGGGCAUCUAUAUGGCUUUCAAUAUGAUGAAAAUAAUGCUGUGCGAUUCUGAGGAAGCUCCCGAUUUAACUGAAAUCAGUGAUGGUGGCAAGAAUAUCAUGGAUGUCAUGAAUUUUACUGCGAAAGAUACCGACACUUUCAACACAAGGAUCAAAGAUUUGGUGGAAUUCAGUAUUGAAAAUGGAUUUUUAUGA
Molecule: messenger RNA, 1355 nt
Organism: Phaedon cochleariae (mustard beetle)
Lineage: Eukaryota; Metazoa; Arthropoda; Insecta; Coleoptera; Chrysomelidae
Source: the annotation of a GenBank genome assembly